Molecule: messenger RNA, 997 nt
Organism: Oryzias melastigma (Indian medaka)
Lineage: Eukaryota; Metazoa; Chordata; Actinopteri; Beloniformes; Adrianichthyidae
Gene: prdx2
Product: peroxiredoxin 2
Exons: 6
Coding region: 154-747 (197 amino acids)
Biological process (GO): removal of superoxide radicals; cellular response to stress; response to oxidative stress
Cellular component (GO): cytosol
Molecular function (GO): thioredoxin peroxidase activity
Source: RefSeq, a predicted model, not a curated record
GGCUUUUAUUUUGAAGAGUCGAGUACUUCCGGGGCGCAGCUGUCGGGGUUUACUUUUUCCACGCAGCUGCGCUUCUUUUCUCCAGAAGCUUCAAACCUUCCUCCAAGUUCUCCGCGGCCUCACGGGAAGUCAGCUGCUCAUCACCACCUCACCAUGUCCUCUGGAAAAGCUCAGAUCGGCCAGGCUGCUCCAGACUUUAAAGCCACCGCUGUAGUCGAUGGACAGUUUAAGGACUUACAGCUAUCAGACUACAAAGGGAAGUAUGUGGUUUUCUUCUUCUACCCUUUGGACUUCACCUUUGUUUGCCCCACCGAGAUUAUCGCCUUCAGCGACCGGGCCGAGGAGUUCCGCAAGAUCGGAUGCGAGGUCAUCGGCUGUUCCGUAGAUUCUCACUUCAGCCACCUGGCGUGGAUCAACACCCCAAGGAAGCAGGGGGGUCUGGGCAGCAUGAAGAUCCCGCUGGUGGCAGACCUCACCAAGUCCAUCUCCAGAGACUACGGCGUGCUGAAGGAGGAUGAUGGAAUUGCAUACAGAGGUCUGUUUGUGAUUGAUGACAAAGGCGUCUUGAGACAAAUCACCAUUAACGACUUGCCUGUGGGUCGCUCCGUGGAUGAAACUCUUCGUCUGAUCCAAGCCUUCCAGCACACUGAUAAAUAUGGAGAGGUUUGCCCUGCUGGCUGGAAACCCGGGAGCGACACCAUCGUCCCAGACGUGGAGAAGAGCAAAGCCUUCUUCUCCAAGCAGUGAGGGUCUGCCGUCGUCGGAUCCCACCUCAGAGCACUUCUUCAUGUCCCUUUAAAGCAGUUUUUCAUGGCGUUGUGUCUAAUCUGUUGAAGCAAACUUGCCUUUUGUUUAGAAAGCUCCUGUUUUGAGUCCAGCCUCCAGAGAUCAGCUUCAUCUUUUAGUCCAAAGCACUGACUCUUUGUUCCCUCAAAGUUUGUUCCUUUGCUACAAUUACUGACUUACUACAACUUGAAUAAAACAGUGGGGAGACUUC